UAGAAACUUGACUUCUUGUGAAAAUAAUAAAUUAAAGUAUCUUUAAUAUACCUCUAAUAUUCGUGCUACAAUAUUAUUAAUACCUAAAAAAUAAAAUGGAUUUAAACAGAAUGAGCAAUACUAAAAAGCUUCAACUGUGUAGAUGGUACUUUAAAGUUGGAUUUGUGCUGCUGCCGUUUGUGUGGGCGGUGAACUCAAUCUGGUUUUUCAGAGAAGCAUUCAUUAAACCACCAUUCGAUGAACAGAAACAGAUAAAAAAAUAUGUGAUAAUGAGUGGUGCAGGUGCAUUGACUUGGGCGAUAGUGUUAAUUUCAUGGGCAGUAGCGUUCCAGCUGCAGCGAGUAUCCUGGGGUGCUACGGGUGAUGCUCUAUCAUUUAUAGUGCCUCUGGGACGUGCUUAAUGGACAUUAAAAUGUUGGGUAAUCUAUUAAAUUUAAUUAGUGUAUGUUUGUUAAUCAAUAUUUAGUGAUUAAUCAACAUAUAUGUAUAUGUUUUAAAUGGCUUUACAUAAAUUAUUCAGUUAGGGGGGGGGCAAAUCAUAGUUAAUUGCAAUAUUUAAAGUCAGUUGUGACGAGUAGGCUUCCAAGAAAUAUUAUAUUGUUUAAAUUUUUAUAAUUUAGAGCUAAAAUGUAACCACCAUACCAUGUAAUCUUUUAAAAUUUUUAAUUGUAAGUUAAUGAGCUAAGACGUUCCAGUUUCAUGUGGAAAUUACCCUAAGAUUACCUUAAUGUCAUAAACAUAUAUUAUUUUAUGUUAUAUGUAUGUUCUCAUCAUCAACUACAUUCCACACCAAGAGUGACGCCAUUGAGAUUGAGCUCCAAAACUGCGGUUGGUGACAGAGCCAGCUAAAAUAUGUCGGUACUUUAAAUACAAUAUGGUUUGUAAUUUUCUGCUGAAAAUUUGUACAUAAUGUAUUAGUAUGAAUUCAUGAGGUGUGUUUACAUAUGAAAUUGCCCUGACCUUGCCUAAUACCUACUAAUAGAAAAUUUGUAAACGUUAAUUUUACUGGUAAGCUAAGACUACUCAUCAAUCAAGCCUUGAUGUUGCAGAUUUCCAUGGGCGUUGGUAAUCCACUUUCCAUCAGGUGAGCCUCCAAAAAAAAACAUAUAUUCUAUUGCAAAACAGCAAUACUUAUUGUUGUGUUCCAGUUUGAUGGGUGUGCCAAUGCAAAUGGAAUACUUCAAAUUGUGCAUGUAGUUAUUGGUAACAGGCACAAUGGACUUAGUUCCCAAGAUCGGUGACAUGAUGAUGUAUAGAAUGGUUAAUAUUUCAGCAUCAUUGUCUAUGAGCAUUGGUGACCAAAUACCAUCACGUGGUCGAUAUACAAUUUCACCAAAAUCAUAAAAAUAAAUUAAGAAUAGGCUAUUUGACAAUGCGAAAAAUAAAGUGUCAAUUAUUGUAAUCAGUAUAAAUGAUGAGUUUAAAAAUGGUUAUUUAUCAACGAAAGUUGAAAAUAAUAAUUAAUUUAUUCAAAAAUCCAUAAAUAAAUAUGCAUUUUUUUAAAAGUUUGUCACGUGACACAAAACGCUCCCGAUUGGUCGGGCUUAUGAUGACGUCACUUGCACCAUUGCACCGCCAUAUUGUCAAAGUAGCGUUUUCGCGCGCUAUUUAAAUAUGGAAUUUUUAUUUUGAUAUAUUUCAGCAAAUAUGUACUAGAAUUAAAAAAAACAACUUUUACUGCGUUCCUUAACCUCUACUAAAUAAUAUAAAAUGCAUUUUAAAAACCAGUCAAAUAGCCUAUUGUUUGUUUAAAAAU
This is a messenger RNA of Vanessa tameamea, 1756 nucleotides long. It is a transcript of the gene pen-2, whose product is annotated as gamma-secretase subunit pen-2. Gene Ontology annotation, cellular component: gamma-secretase complex. The record is from RefSeq and is a predicted model, not a curated record. Bases 96 to 401 code for a protein of 101 amino acids. Gene Ontology annotation, biological process: Notch receptor processing. The transcript has 3 exons. NCBI's taxonomy places the organism in Eukaryota, Metazoa, Arthropoda, Insecta, Lepidoptera, Nymphalidae.